UUUUAGGGCCGGUAUAUAAAAAAAGGACGCUGUUGCCAUUAGUAACGGAUAUCUCGCGAUAGUCGGAGAAGGGGAAAUCCCGCUCGACGCCCGCGCCAGGAACCAAUAUGGCGGCCUUCAUGAGGGGAGCGCGAGCCCCCUUCUUGCUGCUCAGGCCGGCCUUGGGCAGCGCGGCCGGGCGGCGAGGGGUCCGCGCGCUGAAGAGGAGCCCCGUCCGCGUGCUGCCCUCCGUCGCGGAGACGCGGGAGGAGCAACGACAGGUCGUCCCCGGCCCCCCUCAGCCCAAGGCCGGCCCUUCGAAGAAGCCUCGGGACCAGGCCGGCUGGGAGAGCAAGGCCCCAAAGGCAGCGGCCGCGAAAGAAGAGAAGAAGGGGCCGGAACGCAAAGAAGCGGAACUCUGCUUCCAGAAGGCGCAAUCCGGAGACAAGAGACUUAGCAAAGUGGUGACACUUGCCAAGUCCAGGUCAUUUCGCGAGAGACACGGGAAGAUCCUGCUGGAGGGCAGGCGACUCAUCACCGACGCGCUGGCAGCUGGCGCCGUUCCCCAGACACUCUUCUUCAGUGCCAUAGAGCAUUUGAAGGAACUGCCAGUGGACAAGCUGAAAGGCGUCAGCCUUGUUAAGGUGAAGUUUGAAGACCUCAAGACCUGGUCUGAUGUCAUCACAUCUCAGGGUGUGAUUGGAAUCUUCUCCAGACCAGACCACGCCAAAAUGCCGUACCCAAAAGUCCAGCAAGAACAUGCGCUGCCCCUCUCUCUGAUCUGCGACAACAUCCGCGACCCAGGGAACAUGGGCACCCUCCUGAGAUCAGCUGCUGGAGCAGGCUGCAGCAGGGUGCUGCUUCUAAAAGGCUGCGUCGACGCCUGGGAGCCCAAAGUCCUCCGGGCAGGGAUGGGAGCUCACUUCCGCCUCUCCAUCCUUUCCAACCUAGACUGGGGGGUCCUGCCAAGCUACCUCGUCCCUGACACCUGUGUGCAUGUGGCUGACUGCUCCCAGGCACAGGCACAGGCCACACCGGCAGUGGCACAGAACGCUGCCAGCCAUGGCUGGGUCUCGCGGCCCUACAACCUGAAGGCGAAGCCGGCUCUGCAGGAUUGGGACCGUGAUUUGGAUGGCAGCGAAGACGAGAGGCAAGAAUCGGGCCGGCUGGAAGUCCAGCCUUACUCUGAGCCCUGGAUGGAGGGUCCCGCGACGGCGGUGGUGAUUGGUGGGGAGACCAACGGCGUGAGCACGGAAGCCAGGCAGCUGGCCCAGAGCACUGGGGGGAAGCGGCUGGUCAUCCCAGUGGUCCCUGGCGUGGACAGCUUGAACUGUGCCAUGGCUGCCAGCAUCCUCCUCUUCGAAGGAAAGCGGCAGAUGAAGCUGUCAGAGGCGGGGAGAAACCCCGUUUCCGGGAUCUGGCAGAACUGUUGAGGAAUAGAUGCCGGAGUCUUUCCUGUGGGGGUGUUCAGAGAAACAAACAUUGCCCUUUGGUUUUGGCCCCUCCAUCUUGGAGAGCCAAUUCUCUCUGACUUGGUUGCCGAAGUGAACAGGAAGGGAGGGGGCAACUGUCUCUUAAGAGACUGUAGUUUACAAAAGGCUGUUUGCCAGGAAGGGCUCUCUGGGAGAGGUAAGUGUGAUUGCAAGAAAGCCCAGCAGAAACAUUCAACCCCAUUUUUACACUUUUUCUGCUUCAUUCGGUUGUUUUCCCACAUUGCGUCACUGGGGCUUAUGGGGGCAUGUGUACGUGGAGUGCCUGUGCAUUUGAAUUCCUUCCA
Podarcis raffonei (Aeolian wall lizard) is the source of this 1756-nucleotide messenger RNA. It is a transcript of the gene MRM3, whose product is annotated as mitochondrial rRNA methyltransferase 3. The record is from RefSeq and is a predicted model, not a curated record. Gene Ontology annotation, biological process: RNA processing. The coding region runs from base 108 to 1412 and encodes 434 amino acids. The transcript has 4 exons. Gene Ontology annotation, molecular function: RNA methyltransferase activity; RNA binding. Lineage: Eukaryota; Metazoa; Chordata; Lepidosauria; Squamata; Lacertidae.